Molecule: messenger RNA, 695 nt
Organism: Uloborus diversus
Lineage: Eukaryota; Metazoa; Arthropoda; Arachnida; Araneae; Uloboridae
Gene: Grx5
Product: glutaredoxin-related protein 5, mitochondrial-like
Exons: 2
Coding region: 7-435 (142 amino acids)
Source: RefSeq, a predicted model, not a curated record
ACAAACAUGGCGCUGAAAAAUCUUUUAAGAAAUAAAAUUUGUCUGAAUCAAAUAUUAUUUUCAUCUUUUAAUCGCAGUUUUUGCUCUGGGAGUAAAGAAAGUAUCCAAAACUUGGUUAAUAAGAGUAAGGUUGUUGUUUUUAUGAAAGGCAUUCCUGAGCAACCACGUUGCGGAUUUAGCAAUGCUGUUACUCAAAUUUUGCGCAUGCACGGAGUGCAGUAUGAUAGUUACAAUGUUCUAGACGAUGAAAAAUUGCGGCAGGGUAUAAAAGAGUUCUCUAACUGGCCUACCAUUCCUCAAGUAUUCAUUGAUGGAGAAUUCAUUGGGGGCUGUGAUAUCUUGAUGCAAAUGCAUCAAAGUGGCGAACUCAUAGAAGCACUCAAAAAAGUUAAUAUUACAUCUGAAUUGCUUAAAGCUGAUGAAGAAAAAACAUAGCAUAUUUGUACGUCUAGGAAAAUUAUUAGCAGUUUUUUAAUAUUUGCAUUUUGUAGAGUAUUUUGAACAUUUUAAUUUUCAAGCAUCUUACAUUUGGAUAUUUGCAAUAAAUUGAUUUCAAAUACCUUCUUUUUACUUAUAACCCAAUGCAUUUUUAAUUUCCAAUUAUAUAUGCUUGUAUGGAAAAUAAUUUUUGUUUGAUUAUAGAAAAUCUGACUGAAGUAUCAAUAAAAUUUAGACCAUUAUAUAUAGUAUAUAGA